Molecule: messenger RNA, 1103 nt
Organism: Tigriopus californicus
Lineage: Eukaryota; Metazoa; Arthropoda; Copepoda; Harpacticoida; Harpacticidae
Product: venom allergen 5-like
Cellular component (GO): extracellular region
Source: RefSeq, a predicted model, not a curated record
AGCCCCUUAAUUGGAGGGAAAACAUUUGUGUCAGGGCUUUAAAUAGCCAUAGUCCAAGCUCAAAUCAUCAGUAUCUCCGUCGCCAUGAAUCCUUCAAUAACCCUCUCGUUGUUUCUGAUCACUUCCGUGUCAGCGCGGAUCUUCAUUGAUGAACGCAAUGCUAGCCCACUCAGCCUUGGAAACUCUCCGUCUGCCAAUUGGUACCUAUCCCGUGAAGACAUGUGUGGCAAAUAUGGGGGAAGCCACGACAUGUGCUUGCCAGAGAAGGGGAAGGCUUGCGGCGACAAUGCCCAAAACAACAUUGGCUUUACAGCUGCGGAACAGGCGGAUAUUUUGAAAUUCCACAACGAAUAUCGAAGAAAGAUUGCUAAGGGUCUGGAGACUGGCGCCAAGGUGACUAUUCCGCCAGCGGCGAACAUGAGAGCCUUGAAAUGGAAUGAUAAUCUUGCCACAGUGGCGCAACGUUGGGCGGAUCAAUGCGAGUUCAAACAUGACAAGAUGUCAAAUAGGUUGGCCCCGCCUUUUGAUACUGUUGGACAGAACAUAUUUAUUGCCAUGAGUUCCAAGGACACGGACGAAGUUCCAACCAAACGAGGCAUUGAUGGGUGGUAUUCCGAGGUCAAAGACUUUGCCUCUGACGUGGGUUCCUUUUCGUUUACUCACGAGACUGGCCACUUUACCCAACUAAUCUGGGGCGACACCGCAGAGGUUGGUUGCGGAUAUACAAAAUGGCUAGAUGGUGCUGAUUAUACGAAGAUGGUCGUUUGCAACUACGGAGAGUCUGGCAAUUGGAAGGGCGAACCAAUGUACAAACAAGGAGACCCUUGCUCUAAAUGUCCGUCGGGCACCAAUUGUGAUGAUGGAAUUUGUGCCUAAAAAUAUUGUUGAAUGAUUGAACUUGCUUUAGAAUAUCCGUCAUCCCAAAAUAGGCUCCAGCUGUCCCUGAACUUUUUAUCUCUUGCUGGUGAUUUAUUGCGAUAUAUAUGUUAUGUUUACAUUGGGCUGAAUGUUUGUUUAUCCUCACCAUUCCCAUGUUAUCAUCCGAAUUCGGACAUUUUCGAGCAAGUUCCAAUGAAAUAUAGCCUCAUAUUCAUGAAUCAUAA